AAAAAAAAAAAGCCUAGCUUUAUAAAUGGGUCUGGUUAGUGAAUAGUGAUCGUGUGCCGCAGUAACCAAACCGUCCCCCUCUCAGAAGAUUGCGCGCCAAAAACCUCCUUUACAUAUAUAUAUAUAUAUAUAUAGAGAGAGAGAGAGAGAGAGAGAGAAUGACUUCAGUGGUGGGAUGGUAUGGACCGCUAAUCGAUCUCUCAAGAGCCGCUCUUCACAUCGGCGACUUUGUUCAGCUUCUCGUUUUCGUUCACCGAUCCACUCCCGUUCAGUUUAAGUUAUGGAAAGGAGGAGAGGUAAUUAGGAGGGACAUUCAGGUUGGUGAUGAUAGCAGGCCCUACUUCCCCAUUUCUAUUUGGCAAAAACAAAUGGCGUCCAUGGUCGUACCCGGUGAUAUUGUUUUGUUACAAAAUGUUAAGCUAGCGAAGUAUGGAGAUGUUGUAGAGGGGAGAAUGAUUCAUUGUUCUUCCUUACUUCCUCUAAUUCACCGUUUUAAUUCACUUGCCUCCAAAGGUAUGGAUAAGCUGGUAGGAGAAUGUAGAAUAGGAAUAACAACCAAGGAAAAGCUCAAAAAGGUGAUAAAAUGGCUGCAACGAACAGGGUUUGCCUUUUGCAGCAUUCAACCGCAAGGCCAUCCGUACUCGCAGAAGAAGAUACACUUAAAAAGAAACUGGAAACUUCCAGAAGAGAGAGAUUCAAAGGACUGUAUUUCACUGUUGGAAGUAUCACACUUAACUGAUUCAUGUAAAGCUGUCUUUCAUGCAUCUGUUGGAGAAAUUUUUCUACCAUUUACCACAACCCUGAGUGAAUCUGAGAAAGAAAGGAUGUUCAUCAGCAGAAGGCUAUUUAAAACAAGAGACACUCGUUUAGUAACUGAUCUCAUAUGUACUGGCUGCCAACUCUGUGGUUCUCCUUUGGAUACUCGGCAUGACAAGUCAAUGUUAGAGGAUGAAGCAUCCCCUUUAUAUUGCUCAAAAAGUGUAAACCGCCUUCAUGUAGUAAACUCCAUAUACAGGCCCUUCAUGUUAUAUGUAUGGGAUGAAUCUGAGUACACCCCGCUUCUCGUCAAAAACAAGGCAGCGGAGCUCUUGUUUGGGAACAUCUCAGCCGAGAGAGUCUAUUCGAGCUUCAGAGAGCAACAUAGUGGCCAAAAUGUUGAUCCAGUAGAUGCCACACUGCUCAACCCUCGUGGGGUGGUGGAGGAUUUGGGUUCUUGUUCAUCAGCUGUGGAUACAAGCUUGAAAUUGAAGAGAAAACCUAUUCCUUGCAACAGAUUUUGUCAAAAAAAAAAGGGGCAAAACCGGCAAAACGCUUUGCCAUCUCUGACGGCCGUAAACUGAGAAUUCGGGAGAAAGAGGAGAGAGCGAUGAGAGGUGUUGGAGGACCACUUCUUUGCAUAGGCGAUCUCCUAAACGACGUCGGAGAAUCAGAUCCUGACACUUCCCAACCCCAUAUCCAUCUUUACCCUUCUUCUUCUUCUUCUUCUACCAUCUCAUCGCAGAGCAUUGACCUCACCAAACUCUUCGAGG
Molecule: messenger RNA, 1529 nt
Organism: Humulus lupulus (European hop)
Lineage: Eukaryota; Viridiplantae; Streptophyta; Magnoliopsida; Rosales; Cannabaceae
Exons: 8
Coding region: 159-1340 (393 amino acids)
Source: RefSeq, a predicted model, not a curated record